Molecule: messenger RNA, 1516 nt
Organism: Arachis stenosperma
Lineage: Eukaryota; Viridiplantae; Streptophyta; Magnoliopsida; Fabales; Fabaceae
Product: flagellar radial spoke protein 5
Exons: 9
Coding region: 116-1258 (380 amino acids)
Source: RefSeq, a predicted model, not a curated record
GCUUAGUUGUUAGGAGCUAAUAACACAAGUUACUUAAAAGGAACUUACCUAUUUCAUAUUCCUGCUGAGUGCUGAAGCCUGAAGAUACUGCUAUACUCACUGAAGCAAUCUGGAAAUGUCUGAGUUAUUGAUGCGGCUUCCUUUGAGCAAAUUUACUUUCACUGGGAAUGGAACAGUAAGGGCUAGGAGAUAUAAGCAUGUGAGUUCAUGCCAGUGUGUGCUAGCAGAGGAUAAGCGAAGGGUUGUUGUGAAGAAUGGGAAGGAUGCGUUGGAUAUAUGUCGCGUUGUUAAUGGGAUGUGGCAGACGAGUGGUGGGUGGGGAAGAAUUGAGAGGGAUGGUGCUAUUGAUGCUAUGCUUAUAUAUGCUGAUUCUGGGUUAACCACUUUUGAUAUGGCUGAUAUAUAUGGGCCUGCUGAAGAUCUAUAUGGCAUUUUCAUCAACCGAGUUCGUCGUGAGCGUCCACCAGAAUUCUUGGAGAAGGUCAGAGGUCUCACUAAAUGGGUACCACCGCCGGUUAAGAUGACAAGAAGCUUUGUCAGUGACAGCAUAAAUGUUUCUAGGAAGAGAAUGGAUGUGGAUUCCUUGGACAUGCUUCAGUUUCAUUGGUGGGAUUAUUCAAAUCCUGGCUACCUUGAUGCACUAAAACACCUCACAGAUUUGAAAGAUGAAGGUAAGAUCAAGACAGUGGCUUUGACAAAUUUUGAUACAGAGAGAUUACAAAUUAUUCUAGAAAAUGAAAUUCCUGUUGUAAGCAAUCAGGUGCAACAUUCAAUUGUUGAUAUGCGUCCACAACAGAGAAUGGCAGAGCUUUGUCAGCUUUCAGGAGUCAAACUUAUAACGUAUGGGACGGUAAUGGGUGGUCUUCUGUCUGAGAAGUUCCUUGACACCAACAUAUCUAUUCCCUUUGCUGGUCCAGCAUUAAACACUCCCUCCCUUCAAAAGUACAAAAGGAUGAUAGAUGCUUGGGGAGGAUGGGGUUUGUUCCAGGGACUGCUAAGGUCGCUUAAACAAGUAGCUAAUAAACACGGCGUUUCUAUCCCAACUGUUGCCGUCAAGUACAUUCUAGAUCAGCCUGCAGUAGGAGGAUCAAUGGUUGGUGUUAGACUUGGGUUGUCGGAUCAUAUUGAAGACUGCAAUGCUAUCUUCUCGCUUGUACUCGAUGAAGACGAUGUAAACAGCAUAAGAGAAGCCUCAGCAAAAGGAAAGGAUCUGCUCAAAGUGAUUGGAGAUUGUGGAGAUGAGUACAGGCGUGCAUGACUCCUGCCGCAUGCAUAUCAACCAGGCAAACAUUGUUAUUUAUACAAACAUAGGACAAAACAGCAUAAAUGUUAUGGGAGAAUUCACGCCUAAUUUUAAUUUUGUGUGUAUUGAAUGGUUUUGUAAUCUAGUUUUGUACCUAGGUAAAUUCAAAACGCUGCAAAUUACACGAAGAGAACUAGUUUUGUACUCAUAAAAGUCUUUAUUGGACAAAAAGACUUUAUAGUUAACUUUAAUUUUGGAUAGAUUUAUCAUUUU